Vicia faba (fava bean) is the source of this 612-nucleotide messenger RNA. The record is from the annotation of a GenBank genome assembly. Lineage: Eukaryota; Viridiplantae; Streptophyta; Magnoliopsida; Fabales; Fabaceae.
AUGACUUCUGCAACUUUAUUUGGAAAACUUCAAGAAUACGAGACGGAACUUGCAAGACUUAAAAAGCAUGAAAUCCAAGUAAAAGAUUCAAAAGACAUUGCUUUAAUGAAGAGUAUCAAAAAUCAUGAUAGCAAUCAAGAGGAUGAAUCCAAUAGUAGUGAAGAUGAUGAUCUUAUCAAGAAGAUUAAAAAGUUUCUACGAAAAGAAAGAAAAAGAGAAGCACCAACAAGGAAGGUUACAUGCUUUGAAUGUGGGGAAAAGGGACAUGUUAAAAGUGAAUGUCCUACACUUGAAAAAAAGAAGAAUUAUUUCAAGAGAAAUAAAGAAAAGAAGUCAAAGAAAGCAUAUAUGGAACGGGAAAAUUCAUCUUCCGAUUUCGAAAGCAAUCAACGUAUUAACAUUGCAUUAAUGGAUUCACACCACUCCGAUGAUGAAAUAGAAGAGGUUAGUAAUGAAUUUUCUCUUUAUGAUAAUGAUGUUCAAGGUUCGAUUGAUGAACUUCUCAAUGAAUGUAAGAAUUUCUAUAAAACAGUGUCAAUUCAAAAGGUACAAAUUAUAUCUCUUGAAGAAAAGAUUGACACCAUGAAAAAGAAUUUUGAAAUUGAAAAAUAA